CUCUCUCUCCCUCACUCUCUGCGCUCUGCAUUUCUUGUCUUUUGUUUGCUUCUCUCUUUUGAAGGUAGAUUGUCAUGUGGGUUCGGACUUCUUCCGGAGCUAAUCAGUCCCUGGAACAAGGGGCUCUUUGAGAGGUCGAUAUUGUGACUGAGCUGGGUCUCUGAUAUCACAGUACACAGGGGAAAGGGUACCCAAAAAAAAAAAAAAAAAAUGGCACCGUCGUUUGGUUUCUGGGCGAAACAAAACCACCGUGGAACGCCGGUGGUCGUGAAGAUGGAGAACCCUAAUUGGUCGAUGGUUGAGUUAGAGGGUCCUUUGGAAGAAGACUUCCUCCUUGGCGGAGGCGGGAGUGACAAGGUUAGAGGGAAGAAUGCCAAACAGCUCACUCUGGUUCUUCUCCUCAGAGCUCACAGGGCUGCUGGUUGUCUCACUUCAAUCGCUUCCGCAAUGUUUGGUAUCGCUGCUGCUGUAAGGCGUCGAUUGGCUUCAGGAAGGACGGAUUCAGACAUUGGGAGCGAGAUCGAGAAUGAGAAUCCGAGAGUGAAGAGGCGAAUCUAUGGUUUUAUCAAGGCCUUCUUGUGGUUAUCACUAUUAUUGUUGGGUUUUGAGAUUGCGGCUUACUUCAAGGGUUGGCAUUUUGGGGCGCCCAACUUACAACUGCAACGCCUAUUGUCGACGCCGUUGGGGGUCCGUGGGAUUUUCGAUUGGUUCUAUUCUAAAUGGGUCAUGGUCAGGGUGGAUUACCUCGCUCCCCCUCUCCAAUCCCUAACCAAUGUCUGUAUUGCCCUCUUCCUCAUUCAAAGUGUUGACCGUUUAGUCCUGUGCUUGGGCUUCUUCUGGAUCCGAUUGAAGAAGAUCAAACCAGUCCCCAAACAGAUGGUUGGUGAUAUUGAAUCCACCGACGGCAAUGCAGUGGAUUACUUCCCCAUGGUUCUUGUUCAGAUUCCCAUGUGCAACGAGAAGGAGGUUUACCAACAAUCAAUUGGUGCCGUCUGCAACUUAGAUUGGCCGAGGUCGAAUCUGCUUAUCCAAGUGCUGGACGAUUCUGAUGAUCCCACAACCCAAUUGUUGAUCAAGGAGGAGGUUCAAAAAUGGCAGCAGGAGGGUGCCCCUAUCGUCUACAGGCAUCGGGUCAUCAGAGAUGGGUACAAAGCGGGCAAUCUCAAGUCCGCCAUGAAUUGCAGCUAUGUCAAGGACUACGAGUUCGUUACCAUAUUUGAUGCUGAUUUCCAGCCCACUCCAGACUUCCUCAAGAAGACGGUUCCUCAUUUCAGGGGUAACGAGGAACUGGCACUGGUUCAGGCCAGGUGGUCGUUCGUGAACAAGGAUGAGAACCUGCUUACGAGGUUGCAGAACAUAAACUUGACUUUCCACUUCGAGGUGGAGCAGCAGGUGAAUGGGGUUUUCAUCAAUUUCUUCGGCUUUAAUGGGACCGCUGGUGUGUGGAGGAUAAAGGCUCUGGAAGAGUCUGGUGGGUGGAUGGAAAGGACCACCGUUGAGGACAUGGACAUCGCCGUCCGGGCACAUCUCCAUGGCUGGAAAUUCAUCUAUCUCAAUGACGUUGAGUGUCAAUGUGAACUACCAGAAUCUUACGAGGCUUACCGGAAACAGCAACACCGGUGGCAUUCUGGGCCCAUGCAGUUGUUUCGCCUCUGUUUACCCGACAUUAUCCGAUCAAAGAUCAGUGUGUGGAAGAAAGCCAACCUCAUCUUCCUCUUCUUCCUCCUCAGAAAGUUGAUACUACCUUUCUAUUCUUUCACCCUUUUCUGUAUAAUUCUCCCGAUGACGAUGUUCGUACCAGAAGCAGAGCUACCGGCUUGGGUGGUGUGCUACAUCCCAGCAACCAUGUCUUUCCUCAAUAUCAUGCCGGCUCCGAAAUCGUUUCCCUUCAUCGUACCGUACCUUCUGUUCGAAAACACCAUGUCGGUUACCAAGUUCAACGCCAUGGUGUCGGGGCUCUUCCAGCUUGGGAGUGCUUACGAGUGGGUGGUCACCAAGAAGUCUGGGCGCUCCUCUGAGGGCGAUCUUGCGUCCCUGGUUGAGAAGGAGCCGAAGAAGCAACAGCAACAGAGGGGAGCUUCAGUGCCUAAUCUGGAUGCAAUGGGGAAGGAAGAGGAAUUUCCACAGAAACAAGAGCAGCAAGGGAAGAAGAAUGAUGAGAAGAAAAAGAAGAAGAAGCACAAUAGGAUAUAUACAAAGGAGUUGGCGCUGGCGUUCCUUCUGCUGACUGCCUCUGCAAGAAGCUUGCUUUCGGCGCAGGGUAUACAUUUCUACUUCUUGCUAUUCCAGGGAAUAUCUUUCCUCUUGGUGGGUCUCGACCUGAUUGGCGAACAAGUCAACUGAGCAACUAAUUCGGGGACAGAGAGAGAGAGAAACAAAGAUUGAACCUUGGGAAGAGGGGUAUUUCAUAUUUUGAUGUUGUGGAGUGACGGACGAUGUUUGGAACACAGAGGCACU
This is a messenger RNA of Telopea speciosissima, 2457 nucleotides long. RefSeq names its product probable xyloglucan glycosyltransferase 12. Gene Ontology annotation, cellular component: Golgi apparatus. Lineage: Eukaryota; Viridiplantae; Streptophyta; Magnoliopsida; Proteales; Proteaceae. Gene Ontology annotation, molecular function: glycosyltransferase activity. The coding region runs from base 211 to 2343 and encodes 710 amino acids. The record is from RefSeq and is a predicted model, not a curated record. The transcript is spliced from 5 exons.